This is a messenger RNA of Galdieria sulphuraria, 958 nucleotides long. RefSeq names its product 3'-5' exonuclease domain-containing protein / KH domain-containing protein. Gene Ontology annotation, biological process: nucleobase-containing compound metabolic process. Bases 115 to 921 code for a protein of 268 amino acids. The transcript is spliced from 5 exons. NCBI's taxonomy places the organism in Eukaryota, Rhodophyta, Bangiophyceae, Galdieriales, Galdieriaceae. Gene Ontology annotation, molecular function: 3'-5' exonuclease activity; nucleic acid binding. The record is from RefSeq and is a predicted model, not a curated record.
GAGUGUAUUUCACAAUUCUCAAAAGUUUCUGAAGAGGAAUGAUGAGGAGAUUGCAAUCAUGGACCUUUCUUUCAUAGUUGUCUGUUGUAUUCAGUUCUUAGUCAACAUUACAACAUGUGGAAUCAAGUCGAGGACGAUUUUGAGCUAGUUACGCAACCAGGAAGAGUCAAGAACAUAAUAAACGAGACAUUGGGAGUAUGUGACGCCAUUGCGGUGGACUGUGAAGGCGUGAAUCUUAGUCGAGACGGAAAGCUGUGCCUUUUACAAGUCAGUACAGGAACAAAAACUUUUAUCUUUGAUGUUUGUGCACUACAAAAAGAAUUAUUUUUGACUGGUUUCAAGGAAAUCUUAGAAUCUGAACGUAUUCUCAAAGUGUUUCAUGACUGUAGAUACGACUCUGAUGCUCUCUGGUGGCUUUAUGGUGUAAGGUUACGUAACGUUCUUGACACCCAAGUGGCUUUCCGAAUAUUGAGAGAACAGCAAGGCUAUACCAGACAGUUACCAGUGAAAUUCAUCACUUUGCUAAGACGUUUUGUGAACCAAGAAAUAUCACCUCAAACAUUAGAAUUGAAAAGAACUUUCAAGAAUCGUUUUUCUCAAGACAGAAAUUUUUGGCUAAGAAGACCUAUUCCUAAGGAUGCUUUGGUUUACGCUGCAUAUGAUGUCAAAAAAUUGUUGGAAAUUGCGACCAAUAUCCUUCGCAAUCUUUCUGAAUGGAAUCGGAAGAGAGUAAUGGAUGAAAGUGAAAUAUAUGUGAUGGCUUAUCGAGAUGAUGAAGAAGGUGCUUUAAAGGCACGAAUGGAGUUUGGACAAAUCCGCACAUCACUAGAAAUGAAACAACAUAAUCUUCAACAAAAUAGCAACAUUUGGGACUCUUUUCUAUUUGAUAAGAACGCUAUUCUUCGAUGUUUCACUACUUGAAUUAUGAAUAAUAUUCCUCGUCAUAUUUUAUACAUUG